AUGGUUCAAAAUCCAGCCCAAAAGGAUACAACUCUUCAAGAAGUGCGGCACUUGUUUUAUAGUUUAAAAAACAUGUACUCUGGGCUCGAAACAGAAUAUUGCAGAUUUAAAAGUUUUAUAGAAUGUAGUGCUUACAUUAAACCUGAAGCUUUUAUUGUAGGUCAUUCUUUAAAUUCAAAACAUUUACAUGGAUCUGUGUCCAUGGAGUCAACUGAUCUUUAUGGUCAAUUUAUUCCCAUGCGUUCAGUAUUACGUGCAUUUUUGGAAUUACCAGGUGUCUUUAAUAAAAUUUUAUCGUAUACGAAUAAACUAGAAAGAUCGGAUGGCUCUAUCAUUGAAAAUUUAAUUCAAGCAAAACUAUGGAAAGAAAAAAUCAAACCCAGGUUUCUUGAUAAACUUGUACUUCCUAUUGGAUGCUACUAUGAUGAGUUUGAACUCGGAGAUAGUUGCUCUCCUCAUAACAAUGUUAAUAAGAUAAGUGGUUUGUACUAUUUUUUACCUUGUCUACCACCUGAAGGCAGACCUGCUUUAGAAAAUAUUUUCACAGCUCAAAUUGUGUAUGCACAAGAUAAAUAUUUUGGAAAUAGUGAAUUAUUUCGUCGCACUCUACAUGAAUUGCAGUAUCUUGAAACUGAAGGAAUUACUGUGAUAAUAGAUGGCACAGAAACUCAAGUUCAUUUUGCGCUUGCUGUAUUUUUAGGUGAUAAUGAAGGUAUUCAUAAUGUCUUGGGAUUUACUACUUCCUUCAAUGCAAACUAUUGUUGUCGAAGAUGCAAAGUUCACAAAACUAUGGCUCAUGCUCAAACUAAAGCUAAUCCAUUUCUUCUGAGGAAUCGACAAAAUUAUGCUGCAGAUAUUGCCAUAAAUGACGUCAGCAACACAAGUAUAAAAUCUUAUUAUAUAUGGAAUGAUCUUUUGGCGUUCCACUGUACUGAAAAUGUUGCCUAUGACUUAAUGCAUGAUCUCGAUGAAGGAUCAUGGAAUUAUGAUAUGUGUUUAUUGAUUCUGAAAUUAAUUCAACUAAAACGCUUCACUAUUGAUGAGUUAAAUAAUAGGAUUCAGGGAUUUGAUUACGGCUAUUGUGAGGCAUCAAACAGGCCAGCUGCUGAGAUACUGUGUUUUGUGAGGUACUUUGGUCUUAUGAUUGAAGAUUACAUUACAGCUGAAGAUAAGCAACUGUGGCUUUUUUAUGAAGUCAUUGUUGAAAUUGUCAACAUUCUACUUUCUCCAAUUGUACGACAUAAUGAUAAGAUAUUUCUUAAAGGCUUAAUAACUGAACAUCAUUCUUUAUAUUUGAAGUUGUUUCCUAAUGAGAUUUUAAAACCGAAACAUCACAAUAUGCUUCAGUAUGAUGAAUGUUGUGAAGAAAUCGGGCCUUUAUUGUUUAUGUUAUGCUGGCGGUUUGAGGCAAAACAUAGAUCAUCCAUACGAUACGCUGCUGCUAAUUGUUGCAACAAAAACUUGCCUGAGACAUUAGCUCAAAAAGCUCAAUUGAAAUUUUGUCAUCGUCUUCUUGCUCAAAAGGGUUUGGAAUCCAAAAUUAUAGUAUCAUCUGGAAAAAUCAUUCGUACUAAUAGAGUUGAGAGAAAAUUUUAA
Molecule: messenger RNA, 1596 nt
Organism: Trachymyrmex cornetzi
Lineage: Eukaryota; Metazoa; Arthropoda; Insecta; Hymenoptera; Formicidae
Exons: 2
Coding region: 1-1596 (531 amino acids)
Source: RefSeq, a predicted model, not a curated record